UCUUCUGAUUCUCUUCUGUGCCUGUAGUGCCUCUCGUGCUUCUUGCAACCCACACGGCAGAAGAGAAGACAAAAGGACGGACGGACUUACAGAAAUUAAAAAAAAAAAGUUCGCCAAACUCUCGCGCAGCCCGCGCGCUCCCGCACACACACACACACGCACUCGCGCGCAAACCGCCUAGCGGGUCCAUUUCCAUCCGAGCGGCUGACUGGCUGGCUGGAUCGUCACGAAGCGGACCUGUUACUCGCUCCAGAAAUAACGCGGACAAUGUCGUGGACCUCGGUGCUGCUGUUGCUGCUGUCGCCCAUCACCUGUGGAUUCACUCUGGCGCAGACUCCAGACGAUUUCAAAGAUGUUAUCAUGGGAUGCAGUAAUAUGGGUGUUUUCCACGUGGAGAGGGGGCGAUACCAGCUCACGUACGAGCAGGCGGAUGGGCUCUGCAAAGCGUAUGGCGUUGUCUUGGCAAACGAGGAGCAGCUGAAAGUGGCCCACCAGAACAACUUCCAGACCUGCAGAAAUGGUUGGGUUUACAACAAAACAGUUAUGAUACCACGGAUAGAUUCUAAUGAGCUGUGUGGAGGUGGAAAAACUGGAUUAAUCUUCGUCACGGACAACCAAACAAAAUAUGACGCCUACUGCUUCAACGCUACAGAAACAAAGCCAAUUAACUGUGCAACACGUACCAUCGUCCCGACUUCACCCAAGCCGAGCACCGUUGCUGCAGUCACUGAAGGGACCACAGCUAAGACAGCUGACACUACCACAUAUGCAGUUAAGGAUAACGAAGGCGAAGAAGAGGUUUCUACUACAAGUAUCCCAUUGGUAACUUCUACCGAAAUAUGGACGAAUGAGGACGAAGUCACUAGUACCCCAAGUAUGCUGUCAACACUGCAUGAGAAGAACACCGGGUCACGAUCUUCAAACAAAUCAAGGCCCUACUAUAUAGGGGAAGAGCCAUCUGCAUCCACCGCCGACCCUUCGUCCUUCUCUGUGCAUAACGUUACGACGUUCCCUGCCACCCUUCCUUUGACCACCCCCUCUGGAGACUCGACCGAGGACAUGUCUCACCGAGGGGAUUCUGGGGUGGAGGUUACCACACAGACGUUUCAAGAAGUUAACGACUCUUCUUCUCAACCGCCAACAAAUGAAGACGGCAUCGUGGCUGGCAGCAAAGGGGACGAGUUGGUUACUGAAGGGCCCGAGGAUCUCGUUACUCCAACUGCCCAAAACACACCAACGUCCUUUCCCAUCGAAACGUUUUGGAUGAGCACCUCCGUGGACAUUGACGCUGACAACAUCACGCAGUCAAAUGAGGGACUGGAAGCUCUUCCACCAGACCCAAUCAACUCAAACUCCUCAUCUUCUUCUGUGGAAAGAGACGACAAGGCGGCCAAUACAGAUUUCAUAGAUUCAUCUUAUUUUAAUACAUCUUUAUCUCCGGUCAGAUUUAUCUCACAUUACCUUCAAGACUGGCUGAUCAUUUUGGCUAUCGCCCUGUCCGUGCUAAUACUGGCCUUUGUGUGCAUCGCUAUUCUGUACAGGAGAAAGUACCAUGGAAAGAAGCAGAAGCUGGUGAUCUCUGGCAAACCUGCUCAGGGCAGUAAAGAGGAUACAGCCCAGAAUGAGAAGGAGCAGGAAAUGGUCCGUCUGAUGAACCAAGAGAAAGCAAUGGAGAACGGAGGCACAAAUGAAGACUUCACAGACAUAACACUUGAUGAGCAAGCUGAGAAGGUGUAGUGGCGUUGGACUCGCCCAUCGGGUGGUGACGUGUCACCGCGCAACAGUGGAACUGAAACAACUUAUGGGCGGGGGGGUGCUGUUGGUAAGGGGAGGGUUGGGGUCUAAUAGAGGUCAAGUCAAGAUAUUAUAGAGGCGCCCCGCCGAGCAAUUAUCCCACCGACCUUCUUUUAUGCGGCUUGCAGAAAAGCAGGACCCUGGACUGUUAACCAAAAUGUUUGAAAAACCUUUCACGACAUUCCUGGCAUCGCUAUCGCUCUUGUGUUUUAUUUUUUUUAAUCCAAUAUGACACGACUUCGCUUAUCAAGCGGAAAAUCUACCGAGGGUGCCAUCUGAAAGACGUCCGCCUACCCGAGAGAGCCAUCCUCUCGUCCCAGCAGCCAUGCUUCUCCUGCGCCUGCCUGCUCUUACCAUUACAGACUAAUCUGUAGAUACACAAUGUCUGUCCAUCUGCUGCUCGCACGUCAUUGUCAAAACCUCACUGCCGGUUUCACCUUUUUGGGGUGGAUAAGUCGUCACAGUGUUGAUCCAGAGUAUCGGAAAAUGUCCUCGAUACGUGGUACCCCCGAGUGUUACAAAGAUCAUUAGUGAUGGUCCUCACAAAAUUCAUUUCGGCUCAUCAUUUCAAGACUCCCGCUGAUAGUACGCGCCGUGGCAUCGUUAGUCGGUCAGGGUGAAUCUUGCAGUGAACGUUGAUUUGUUUUUUUGUGUUAACGUUUGCUGCCUGUGUCCUCCAAGUGCCUGUGGAUUUGUACCGUAAGUCAUUUAAUCCAAGAUGCAUUUUACUCAUCCAUCCACCUGCCAGCGGAGCGCCGUCCACAGGGGGGCGCUUGUCUGCCGGAAAAUAUCAGAAUACACUUCUUUUCCUCAAUCCACACUUUUCUUUAUAUUGUUUUUUUUUUUUGUAUUUUUUAAAAUUCAUAUUUUGUAAAUUAUUGAAAGAGAAUUUACUGUUGUAUAAAAUCACAUUCCGCUGCUUUUUAUAGCUGUUAAUAAUUGGGUAAUUAGUACAAUAUUGUGUCAUGUUGUUUUUAUAAUGCAGCCGUCAGCUUUAUUCUCAAAGCUUCCUAGAUAUUAUAUGAAAAUAUAAAACAAAAUGUGGGUUGGACACCCUUGUGUAUUUUUGUUUUUCUACUUAGAGUGUUACACGGAUUUCUAUCUCCAUCUGGUUAAGGGAGCUGCGCCUGAAUGGAGUCUCUGUGGGCAUGGAUGGGGCUUGUUUGUUUUAUUUUACUUGUAAGUUUAUUUCGAUGUGGAAUCUCCAGCAGAUUUUCUGUAAUCAGCCUCUUUGACCUGGGAAUUGUGAAUCGCAAGGAUUAUGUUGCCUUAUAAAAUCGAGAAUGAGGUUAAGAUAGAACAACGUGUAUUAUAUAAUUAAAUACUCCAUAAAAACAAAGUUACACGUGCGCCAUCUUUUAUUAGAGUGUCUUGAAGGCUUUCUGUAUGCGAUUCAAACCCACUCAUGAAAUCAGCAAAAUAGCCUUAAGUACAGCUGGCCUGCAAAAUAUGUCAUAGACAGGGGACAGAAGGUGACGGGUAAACCACAAAUUGUGUCACGCUGUGAUGAACACGCACCAGUGGGGAACACAGAACCAACUACACACAGAAAAAUAACCCACGCUGUGCCACUCUCAAAAAUGAAA
Polypterus senegalus (gray bichir) is the source of this 3380-nucleotide messenger RNA. Its product is annotated as CD44 antigen-like. The transcript has 10 exons. Gene Ontology annotation, biological process: inflammatory response; cell adhesion; positive regulation of ERK1 and ERK2 cascade. Lineage: Eukaryota; Metazoa; Chordata; Cladistia; Polypteriformes; Polypteridae. Gene Ontology annotation, cellular component: macrophage migration inhibitory factor receptor complex; plasma membrane; basolateral plasma membrane. Gene Ontology annotation, molecular function: cytokine receptor activity; hyaluronic acid binding. The record is from RefSeq and is a predicted model, not a curated record. Bases 268 to 1737 code for a protein of 489 amino acids.